Molecule: messenger RNA, 6413 nt
Organism: Mesocricetus auratus (golden hamster)
Lineage: Eukaryota; Metazoa; Chordata; Mammalia; Rodentia; Cricetidae
Gene: Abca9
Product: ATP binding cassette subfamily A member 9
Exons: 32
Coding region: 288-4391 (1367 amino acids)
Biological process (GO): transmembrane transport; lipid transport
Cellular component (GO): membrane; intracellular membrane-bounded organelle
Molecular function (GO): ATP hydrolysis activity; lipid carrier activity; ATP binding
Source: RefSeq, a predicted model, not a curated record
GGCGGGAGGCAGAGGAAGAAAAAGCAGCUCAGGAGUUACUAUGUGAGCAGAGCUCUGGCAGCCAGUCUGCAUUUAGCGAGGAAUUCUCCUCAGAAACCGGAGUAAAACAGAACCGUUCCCAGUAAGCAAAAUGAAAACCAAGAUGUAGCAGUGCUCCGAAUGAAGAAAUGUGAAUUCUCCUCCAGGACAAAGAUCUGUGGAUGAACUUUUUGAAAAUUCCUGCUUGAGCUUCCCUCAACGUCCACAUUUACUUCCUUUACAUCCUUUACAAAAAGAAACAAGUGGAAAUGAGGAAGAGACACUUAAGGGUGGGUCAGCAAAUGUGGGCUCUUUUCUGCAAGAACUGGCUCAAGAAAUGCAGGAUGAGAAGAGAAACGGCGAUGGAAUGGUUUUUCUCGUUUCUUCUAAUAUUUCUUGCAUACCGAUUAUCCUCCAAUUUACAUCAAGUUCAUGAUGCUCCUCAAAUUCCUGAAAUGGAUCUGGGACGUGUCGAUAAUUUUAAUGAUUCUAAUUAUAUUAUUGCCUUUGCUCCUGAGUCUAAAACUAUCUACGACAUAAUGAGCAUAGUGGCAUCAACUCCAUUCAUGAAAGGAAGAAGAAUCGUGGCAUGUCCUGAUGAAAAAAGUAUGGACGAACUAGAUUUAAAUUACUCAAUGGAUGCGGUGAGAAUCAUCUUUAAGGACACAUUCUCAUAUCAUUUGAAAUUUUCUUGGGGUCAUAGGAUCCCUCCAAUAAAAGAACACAAAGACCAUUCAGCUCCUUGUGAAAUAGUGAACAACAAAACAACUUGUAGAAAUUCAGUCUUCUGGGAGAAAGGUUUUGUAGCCUUUCAAGCAGCCAUUAAUGCUGGCAUCAUAGAGAUCACAACAAAUCAUUCAGUGAUGGAGGAACUGAUGUCAAUUAUUGGUUCAAAUAUGAAGAUACUACCUUUUAUUGCCCAAGGAGGAGUUACAACUGAUUUUUUAAUUUUCUUCUGUGUUAUAUCCUUUUCUUCAUUUAUAUACUAUUUAUCAGUCAACAUUACCCAAGAAAGGCAAUACAUUACAAUACUAAUGACAACGAUGGGACUUCGAGAGUCUGCUUUCUGGUUUUCCUGGGGUUUGAUGUAUGCUGGCUUUAUCUUUGUCGUGGCUACUUUGAUGUCUCUGAUUCUGAAAUCUGCCCAAAUUGUCGUCUUAACUGGUUUCAUGGUGGUGUUCCUUCUUUUUCUCCUGUAUGGCCUGUCUUUGAUCACUUUAGCUUUCCUCAUGAGUGUGUUGUUGAAGAAACCCUUUCUCACUGGUUUGGCUGUCUUCCUCCUUACUGUCUUUUGGGGAAGUCUAGGAUUUACAGCAUUGUACAAACAUCUUCCUGCCUUUAUGGAAUGGACCUUGUGUUUUCUUAGCCCCUUUGCCUUUACUGCUGGAAUGGCCCAGCUUAUACAUUUGGACUACGAUGUGAAUUCUGUUAAUUUGAACUCUCCAAGCAACUCAUACCUUAUCAUAGCCACCCUUUUCAUGUUGGUUUUGGAUGCUCUUCUCUAUUUGGUUCUGGCAUUGUAUUUUGACAAAAUUUUACUCAGUAAGUAUGGACAUCAACAUUCUCCAUUGUUUUUCCUGAAGUCGUCUUAUUGGUUUCAACACAGAGGAGCUAAUCAUGUGGUCCUUGAGAAUGAAAUAGAUUCUGAUCCUUCACUGAAUGACUCAUUUGAACCAGUGCCUCCAGAAUUCCAGGGGAAAGAAGCCAUCAGGAUCAAAAAUCUUAAAAAAGAAUAUACGGGAAAACAUGGAAAAUUCGAAGCUUUAAGAGGUCUGGGGUUUGACAUAUAUGAAGGCCAGAUCACUGCCCUCCUUGGCCACAGUGGAGCUGGGAAAACCACACUGAUAAAUAUACUCUGUGGACUGUCACCCUCAACUACAGGUUCUGUCACCAUCUAUAAUCAGACACUUUCAGAAAUGGAUGACUUUGAUGCUGUCAUCAAGCUCACUGGCGUUUGUCCACAAUCCAAUAUACAAUUUGGUUUUCUCACUGUGAGAGAAAAUCUCAGGCUUUUUGCUAAAAUAAAGGGAAUUCUUCCACAUGAAGUGGAACAAGAGGUACAACGAGUAUUACAGGAAUUAGAAAUGGAAAAUAUUCAAGACAUUCUUGCUCAGAAUUUAAGUGGCGGACAAAAACGGAAACUGACUUUUGGGAUUGCCAUUUUAGGAGACCCUCAGGUUUUGCUGCUGGAUGAACCAACUGCUGGGUUGGAUCCAUUUUCAAGGCAUCGCAUAUGGAACCUACUGAAAGAGAGGAAACUGGACAGAGUAAUUGUGUUUAGUACCCAGUUCAUGGAUGAGGCUGAUAUUCUGGCUGACAGGAAGGUGUUUAUAUCCAAUGGGAGACUGAGGUGUGCAGGCUCUUCUCUGUUCCUGAAGAAGAAAUGGGGCAUUGGCUAUCAUCUAAGUUUGCAUCUGAAUGAAAUAUGUGAUCGAGAGAGUAUAACUUCACUGGUCAAAAAGCAUAUCCCUGACGCCAGGCUGACCACACAAAGUGAAGAAAGACUCAUCUAUAUCUUGCCCCUGGAAAGGACGAACAAAUUUCCAGACCUUUACAGGGAUCUUGAUAGGUGUUCUAGCCAAGGCAUUGAGAAUUAUGGUGUUUCCAUGACAACUCUGAACGAAGUAUUCCUGAAAUUAGAAGGGAAGUCAAUGACUGAUGAAUCAGAUGUUGGGAUCUCUGGGCACUUACAAAGCCAAGGGGAAAAAGAUGUGGGAAGCCUUGUUGAGCUGGAGAGAGUGUUGUCCUCCUUAGAUUCGUCAGGAAACACAGUGAGCGGCAUGGCGCUGUGGAGGCAGCAGCUCUGUGCAGUUGCAAAGAUUCGCUUCCUCAAGCUCAAGAAUGAAAGAAAAAGCCUGAUGACCAUGCUAUUGCUUUUUGGUAUUAGCUUUCUUCCCCAACUUUUGGAGCAUCUGUUCUAUGAGCUAUACCAUGAAAGUUACUCAUGGGGACUGUCUCCAAGUAUGUAUUUCCUUUCACCAGGACAGCCACCACAGGAUCCUCUGACCCACCUACUGGUCAUCAAUAAAACAGGUUCAAGCAUUGAUAAGUUUGUAAACUCACUAAGACAGCAGAACAUAGCAUUAGACAUGGAUGUCCUGGGGACAAGAAAUGGCAUAGAAGAGGCACUAUACAAUGGCGCUAUCACUGUGUUGGGUGAUGAAAAGGAUCUCAGAUUUUCAAUAGCAUGUAAUACCAAAAGACUAAACUGCUUUCCAGUCCUCAUGGAUAUUAUUAGCAACGGGCUGCUUGGAAUCUUUAAUUCUUCAGAACGCAUCCAGACUGACAGAAGCACGUUUUUUGAAGAACAUAUGUUUUAUGAGCACGGAUACAUGAGCAAUGCGUUCUUCUGGAUACCAUUGGCUGCCAGUCUCACUCCUUACAUCGCGAUGAGCAGCAUCAGCGACUACAAAAAAAAAAUUCUUUCCCAGCUGUGGGUCUCAGGCCUAUACCCUUCCGCUUACUGGUGUGGACAGGCUCUGGUGGACAUCCCCCUGUACUUUCUGAUUCUCCUUCUCAUGCAAAUAAUGGACUGUGUUUUUAGCCAGGAGGAGAUUAUAUUUAUAAUUGAAAACCUGUUAAUUCAGAUCCUGUGUAGCAUUGGCUAUGCAUCAUCUCUUGUUUUCUUGACAUAUAUAAUUUCAUUCAUUUUCCGUAAUGGUAGAAAAAAUAGUGGCAUUUGGUCGUUUUUCUUCUUGAUUGUCACCAUCUUCUCCUUAGUUGCUACUGACAUGAAUGAGUAUGGGUUUCUAGGGCUCCUAAUCUGCAGCUUUUUAAUACCACCCUUCACACUGAUUGGCUCUCUAUUAAUUUUUUCUGAGAUUUCUUAUGACUCUGUGGACUACGUAGGAGCCUCAGAAUCUCAAGUCAUACCUCUGGCAUUACUGAUACCUUAUUUCCAUUUUCUCCUUUUCUUUUUUGUCCUGCGAUGUCUGGAAAGGUACCUCAGGAAGAAGUCACUGAGAAUGGACCCUGUGUUCAGAAUCUCUCCAAGAAGCUGUAAUGCUUUCCCUAACCCAGAAGAGCCUGGAGAAGAGGAUGAAGAUGUUCAUAUGGAAAGAAUGAGGACAGCAGGUGCCGUGGCUGCCCUACAGAUAGAUGAGAGACCAGUCAUCAUUGCUAGCUGUCUGCGGAAGGAAUAUACGGGCAAAAAGAAAAAAUGCUUUUCCAAAGCAAAGAAAAAGAUUGCCACAAGGAACGUCUCCUUCUGUGUUAAAAAAGGUGAAGUUCUAGGGCUUUUAGGACACAAUGGAGCUGGUAAAAGUACAACAAUUAAUAUGAUAACGGGAGACACAAAACCAACUGCUGGGCAGGCCAAAUUAGAUAAACGGUGGACAGAAACCAGAGUACGACUUCAGAGAAACAUGCCAUAGCCAUUUGAUCUGAGGUUAAGAUCAGAGGGAAGGUUAAGGAAGGACUGCUGUACACGGGACUGAUUGCUGUACAUGAAUUGUCUUUUUGUUCUACUCUUCCCUGAUGCGACCACUGGAGAAGGCCUUUAAAACUGCAAAUGAAGCACGUCCACUCUCCUGAUUACAAACGCUUACUGUAGUGAUCCAAACUCUGCCAUGGCUGCAGAUGGCUCAACACAAUGUGGUCUGUGCCAACUGCCUUUCUUCCUCCCUGCCUCUUGGAUUUGCCCUUGAUCUUUCCACUGUAGGGUAUGUGGGCUUGAACUCCCAGUGGACAGAGUGAAAUCCAGGUGCUUGACUAUCUUGUUAGUAUCACUCUAAGUUCCACUUGCUCAAAGGGCCUUUUAUUGCCUGAGCUAUCCACUUCAUCAACUUAUAUACAAGAUGUGUGUAUUUUCGCCAGGCGGUGGUGGCACACGCCUUUAAUCCCAGCACUCGGGAGGCAGAGGCAGGCGGAUCUCUGUGAGUUCGAGGCCAGGCUAGACAGACAGCCUCCAAAACAAUACAGAGAAACCCUGUCUCAAAAAACCAAAAAUAAAAAAAUAAAAAAAGAUGUGUGUAUUUUCAUGGACGCAUUAAGCAGAGGCUUUCAGCAUUCCCCUUAUUUUUCAACUUAAUUUGUUUUCUGGUUUCUCUCUAGAAUGAUAGUUCUUCAAAGCCAAGUUAAUCCUCUCUCUCUCUGUCUCUGUCUGUCUGUCUCUCUGUCUUUGUAUCUCUCUCUCUGUCUCUGUCUCUCUCUCUCGUACCAGGGAGAGAUAAUAACAGAGAAUCAAGGUCAAGGGCUUAGGUUAAUUUCUUAACCCUUGAAUGCAUUAGAUUCACAUAUCUAAUAGGGACACAGCUAACUGAAGCAAUUUUUGAGGACAACAUAAUUUAAGAUCUAUUAAAAGCUUAAUUUCCAGUACUUGUGAUCACUGAGUACACAGUAGCUGUUAUAUACAGCACAAUGCUGGUCUCAUCAAAAUAAUAAAUACUUCCAUUUUAUUGGUUCUCAAGUAGGAUUUUCCUCUGUUAGUUGCUUCAGGCCACUCGACUUUAGAUCUAAUGGCAUUAUGAAUAAAUGUGUGUACAGAGCAUUUAACAGUGUCUCUGGCUGUUACCCACUAGAUGCCAGUUGUAUCCUUUCCAGCACAGAAGUGAACACAAAUGUGAUAAGUAACUGUGUAUGUGUCCAGAGAGUGUGAGAUGCACCCUGAGGACUGCUCGUUACUGAAAACCACUGGAGAGGCAGUGCUUACCAAAUAUCCAUUGUUUUGAACAUUUGGAUCAGCGAAGGAACUCAGGAAAUCUUAAUUUGAACUGUGGUGGUGGAUUUUGCCAUGAAGUGUAAACUAGUAAUGUGAAUAUUUGCCAUUUAAAUUAUGGAUAGAUUCAUCUCUUCCCCAGACCUAAAUGAUUACUUAACUCUUUAAACAUUUAAUGGAUUUUGUCUGAACUUCAUACAUGAGCACUUCAUAUACAUCAUUCUUCCCCCUUCCUCCACCUCUCCAACUCCUCCCAUGUUCCACCCCUACCUCUCAAACUCAUGGUCUCUCCUUCAAUUAUCAUUGCUACAUGUAUGUGCAUACACACAUAUAUAUGCAAAUAUAUGUAUAUAUAGAGAGAGACAUAUAUGUACAAGCUACUGAGUCUGCAUGGCAUUGAUCACAUAAGCAUAUAUCAGACCUGACCAAUUAGGUUUAGACAAGCUGUGUGGGGAGCUCAUCCCUGGAGGAAACGGAUUCUUUCUCUCUCAGCAGCCAUUAACAAGCUCUAGAUCAUCAUCUGGUGUCUGGGUCUGUGUGGAAUUUCUCCUAUCUGGCUUGGCAUGUCAACUGGUGUUGUCAAAACAUGGUCAUGUUCAAGCAGUCAUGCUUUUACUAUUAUGCUCUUAGUACUCAGGUGCAUGAAGAAAACAUCAUUUAGUAUCACUUACACACACACACACAUGCAUACACACACUCACACACAGUCUUGGAUAGAAUCUGAGAAAGGUUUUAUUGU